Beauveria bassiana ARSEF 2860 is the source of this 1329-nucleotide messenger RNA. RefSeq names its product vacuolar membrane protein. The record is from RefSeq and is a predicted model, not a curated record. Gene Ontology annotation, cellular component: membrane. The transcript has 3 exons. Bases 1 to 1329 code for a protein of 442 amino acids. NCBI's taxonomy places the organism in Eukaryota, Fungi, Ascomycota, Sordariomycetes, Hypocreales, Cordycipitaceae.
AUGGAGUACUGCACAGAAACCAGCCCCCAGAAACCAAGCCUCCGACGUGGCGAGAUAUCUCUAUCCUGCUACACCAUCAGGCCAGCGGAAGAGUCGAUCACCGCCUCCCUUGUCCAGCCGCUGUCAACAUCCAGACAGAUCUCGAUUUCCAUAGCGACGCUCGCUGUGGCAAAUACUAUGGAUGCUCUCAGAGCACCCGCCAUUGGCGUCGACCAUCCCGACGCAACUAGCUUCGCCGCCACCCUCACAUCCCACAGCAGCACGACGCCGACGCUGACGACAACGGCCUCGAUGAUCUUCGUUACCGCCGCCUCGCCGUCCCCGACGGCCCCGUCCAGCCCCAACGACUCCGACGGCGAGUGCCAGCUGCUGGGCUCCUUUGCCCUGCUUGUGCAGGCCGCCCUCGGCGGGCUGGCUCUGCUGGCCCUCGUUUACAAGCGCUGGCGAGAGCGCCCGCAGCGGCCCGUCAAGAUAUGGGCCUUUGACGCAUCCAAGCAGGUGUUUGGAUCGGUGCUGGUUCACAUUGCCAACAUCUUCAUGUCCAUGCUCACCAGUGGGCGCUUCUCCAUCACGGCCACCAAUGUCGUCGGUCGGGGCACACCUGCCUCCGCCGCCGCAGCUCCGUACAUGCCUAACCCGUGCUCCUUUUACCUCCUCAACCUCGGCAUUGAUACCACACUCGGCAUUCCCAUCCUCAUUGGACUGCUCCACGCUCUGACCGCCAUCGUUGCCCUUACGCCUGUUGGCAAGCCCCGUGAGUCAAUCCAGUCUGGCCACUAUGGCAACCCGCCCAACGCAUGGUGGUGGCUCAAGCAGUCCGUCAUUUACUUUUGCGGCCUGUUCCUCAUGAAGAUUUGCGUUCUCAUCAUCUUCAUCACCAUGCCUUGGAUAUCCAAGGUUGGCGACUGGGCGCUCAGCUGGACCGAGGGCAAUGAGAAGCUGCAGAUUGCUUUCGUCAUGAUGAUCUUUCCCCUCAUCAUGAACGCCCUUCAAUACUACAUUAUCGACUCCUUCAUCAAGAAGCCCAUCACCGAGGUUGACUCGACCGACGACGAGCGCGGCCACUUUCGCCCUCUUCACCCCAAUGACGACUCUCCUGAAGGUCUUGACAGUGACGGCGACGCCGAUGAUGAGGCGCCGCUCGUCGACAAGGCCUCGCCCAGGACGAGGUCGACGCGGGCUCGGAAUCUGGACCGGAUCAGCACUAAUAACGAAGAGUACGACCCAGAUCUGGACGGCGAUGCGCGUACCGUUUUAGGUAGCAGCUCAUCAGCGACUGACGCCAAGCCGUCGACGCCAGUGACUACCAAUCUAUUACCCAAGGAAUGA